Molecule: messenger RNA, 3447 nt
Organism: Thalassophryne amazonica
Lineage: Eukaryota; Metazoa; Chordata; Actinopteri; Batrachoidiformes; Batrachoididae
Gene: znrd2
Product: zinc ribbon domain containing 2
Exons: 4
Coding region: 58-741 (227 amino acids)
Source: RefSeq, a predicted model, not a curated record
ACCAAGUUAACAACGAAGCCUGACGUCAUCACGCACAACGUGUAGCGCUGAAGCAACAUGGCUUUGAAUGGCGACUUUGAGUGGGAGCCUCCCACAGAGGCAGAGAUGAAGGUGAUCCAAGCUCGUAGGGAGCGACAGGACAAGAUCAGCAAACUGAUGGGUGACUAUCUGCUCAAAGGAUACAAGAUGUUGGGAGAGUGCUGUGAUCAGUGCGGGACUAUUCUUCUCCAGGACAGACAGCAGAAGAAUUACUGCGUGUCUUGUCAGGAGCUGGACUCUGAUAUUGACAAGGACAACCCUGCGCUUAAUGCUCAGGCAGCAUUGUCCCAGGUGAGAGAGAGACAGCUGGCAUCUCAGUCCCCAGCUCCGCUUCAGACCGCUGAGGUGAGUGGAGGUCCCGACAGCACCUCCAUAAAUGCAUCCGUUCCUCAGCCCAGACCUGAACACUGUGAGGGGGCUGCUGCAGGAGGAAGAGCUCCUCUACCUCCACCUACUGUUCCUCCUCCUCCAGCUCCUGCUGCCGCUGCAGCGGUCCUGGCACCCACUCGCCCCUCUAUUUGUCCACAGAACACCGCCCUCCGACCUGUGUUACAAGAAGCUGAGGAAGCUGUUCUCACCAAACUUCGCUGGGCCACUGCCCAGUUACAGAGUUCAGCGUCUCUGGAGAUGAGUAUCCAGCUCUGCAGCCUGAUCGCCAGCUGUGCCAACUCGCUGCGUAGUCUCAAGGAGCUCGACCACUAAUAGCCAUGGACUGGCUGAGACCACGGAUUAAUGAAAUGCAGUCCGUGUUUUUUUGUCUUGGAAUAUUGACUCUGGUCAGCUGCUUUGCAGCAUCUCUUUUUGACUGAGAUCUUGUAUAGAACUAAUGCCCGUUGGUUUAAUUUACCUAUAGGGCUGCUCAAAAUACAGCUUGACAUGCUUUAAUGAUCUUUAAGACCUUUUUUAACGUUUGGUUGUUUUUGACCCUCCGUCAUAUAUUAAACAACAAAGGAAACGCAAGUAGGGAGGAGAGUAAUUGUCAUUUUGAGUCUACCACGGAGAUGCAGAUCGUAAAUAGUGAGUUUUAGUCACAGAUCACGCGUUUGCACACAAACAUGACUAUGGACACUGGCAAGCACCUGGACAGAAUUAAGAACGUGUGGCAUGUUUUCAGCAAUGACUCGCUGUCGGUAACAAUUAGGAGUGGUGAUUUUGUUGGGAUAUGAGGAGGCCUACAAAAAUUUGAAAUUUGUUGCAUUUUUGCCGUGCCACACUGCACUGAAAACUUUUUGUGAACAUGCCACUGGCAUCCUGGAUGCUGAUUUGAAAGUGCGGAACAUCGCCAGACAGUUAAAUGUUCAUGAGUAGACUAGCAGUCGGUUAAAGGACAUGUCGCACCAAAAUCAUAACAAUUAAGAUUUAGGCUGUUAGUGACCAUCCGAUGAUCCACCGGGAUUACUUUGUGCACCCCCAUGACUGGUUUCAAAGUAUAUUGCAUUCGCAACAAACAGCUACAGAGACAUCUGAAAACAAAGUACUCGUCAUGAGUACGCGGGUGUUUCCGACAAUUGACAUCGCAACUAGAAGGAUCCCAGCGUGCGCUUGAAUGGAACGUAGUUGAUAACAUUACGAACGGAGACAGAUUAAUUUCAAAGUUUACAUAAGUGUGAUGUCAUGUUAUGAUGACUUGUUUUUAAGUGAAAACGGUUCAUUUUGAUACAGUCACGGUAAAAGCUGCAGCUCUGUGAAGGUUUCUGUGCACCUGCACAGCUAUGAGUCAGAAACGCAGCCUGUCACUAACCAUCUCUGCUCCAGGUUCAGCUUUGUGCACGAUUAAUUAUGAGUGUUGUUAAAACACGUGCACUCCAGCUUCUCAAAGUAAAAAAAAAAAAAAUGCCGCAAAACAACAAAAGGGGUAAAAUGCUGAACUGCCAGACGUGUUAUAUUGUUUUCCAAAUAUAAACUCCACAUGAACAAAGAAGUGCGCGUGCGAAGCUGACUCCAACCUCUCUUACGAUCGUGGCACAUUAAAUAAUGUCCAUUAAUUUCUGGAAAUAAUGUAACUUCACACAGCUUCAGUAAAGAGCAUGUCUCCACACUUGAGGCUCCAAAAUCCGACACUGAAAAAGUUAGUGUUUCAGGGUGAAGCGUGUCGUCUCCUCUCUUUAAAUCCAAGCCAUCACUUUCGAACGGCGGCUCAGAAACUUCAUUUUUGGAAGGAGCAUGUUCAUUUCUCACUGUCUGUCAGUCAUUGAGAGGUUUCUGUUUUGCUAAUUAGGAUGUCACACAAUGAAAAAUGCAGAGAAUUGCAGAGUGAAACGUUUUCCGGAAAUGCACCUGUUAACACACAGUGAAAGGAGUAAAAUACAUCAGAGAUCACUAAUUAUUAGCACAUAUGUGCGGAGACACUUAGAAUCAUGAGUACUUUUAUGUUGUUUUACUAACUGGGACAUUAAAACACGUGAGAGGCUCUGUGACACAGGGGGACCUGCGACAGACCCAUAAAACACUUACAGGAUAUUCUGGAUCAUGUUCAAGCUCAUAUUCUGAUACCAAACACUGUUGUUCAACUCCAAAAUGCCUUGAGGGAAGAGUGGCAGGCCAUUCCUCAACAGGAAAUGUGCCAUUUCAUGGUGGGCACACACCUUAUUGACUGUGAUCUGAUCCAGAAUGUUACUUUUCUUUUUAACAGCUCAAUAAAAACACCUUUUACUAUUGUGACAUCCUGUCCAAAAGUUGACAGAAAUUUUAUUCAUUAAGGGAGAUUUAAACAUACUUGUUUCUUUUGUUGUUUUGUUCAGCAAAAUUGAAUAUUUGACCGUUUACAUUGUUUACAUUUUCACAUAUCUGUAAAAACCAUCUGUCCAUUUAAAUAUUUAAUAUAUCAUCUACAGUCUACAAUAAAUCAGUCUACAUAUAUUUUGAUAAUUGGCUUAACUGGCUUUGGUUAUUUAAUUAUAACUAUUGAACAUCGUGUUUAGAAGUUGUAUUUCCUAAAUUGUACAAGUUGAUAAAUCACAGUUUUCCUGCUUUAAAGGAGAUGGAAAAGCUGGAGUAAUGGUAUGACUGUGAAGCUUUUAAGUUAUUAAACAUCAGUCAAAUAAUUGUGUUUUUCCCGGGCUGACAUUUCCGUUGUGUUUCCGUUGUGACUGUGACACAGUAAUUACUGUGGCCGGUUGUAAAGUCAGUGCAUGAGAAUGGUAAUUAUGUGAUUCAGUUCCUGCUCAGUCAACACGGAACAACGUUCAAGAGUUGAACUUUCCAGCACAGCUCAGUGUGCUCAGCUCAGUGUCCAUAAUAUUACAGAGUAAUAUUAUGUUUCCUGAUUCAUCUAAAACAUUUAGAAGAAGUGGGUGAUGCAACGUGUGUCAGUCCGCAGUUCUAAAUACCGAAAACACCCGUUUUGCUGUACAAAGCAAUGAGUUUUUAUAAAUUUGGAUGUGAAUAAAGAUUUGCCUGUUCAGUUUU